AAACAAAAAAAAUCAAACAACCGGUGACAUUUUCGAAUUUCCCGCCUUGUUUUGAAACGGUUAUGGAAGCGGUUAAUUGCCGAGUUUAGCUAACUUUAACACUGGAGGGCGCCAGGCGUGAUACGGUAGUACCAUUCUUAUUAGUAUUUCGGUAUUACUAUGCAGUAAACGCACGGGCACACUUUUGACCGGCACUGUACAACACUGCAAAUAGUGCAAAAAUUUUUUACAACGUGAUUAAAUAUAGAUUAUUUUCGAGACAUAAACGGACCGCAAGAAUCCGUUAACGUAGCAAAAGUAACAGCUCGAUAUACAAACACAUAGGAUACACAGGAGGAGAGACCUGCGAAUACCCAGGAAACCGAAGGGAUCAGUCCAUAAAUCAUCAUGCCACGAGGAAAGUUCGUCAACCACAAGGGUCGCAGUCGCCAUUUCACAUCUCCCGAAGAACUGCAACAGGAAUCGGAGGAGGACAGCGACCAGACCAGCGGCUCGGGAUCAGAAAGCGACGAUAAAGCCGCAGCCGGCGGCGGAGCCAGUUCCUCCACCGCCAAAGCAAAGGCUCCCGCCCCACGAAAAGCGCCCGUGAAUCGCAAUCAAAAGUCGCGAUCAGCGGCGGGCGCCGCUGCGGUCAGUUCCUCGGAAUCGGAGUCUGGCGAGGAUUCCGACGAGGACUCCGAAGCGGAAGCCCGCGAUGCCAAGAAGGGCGUGGCCUCACUCAUCGAAAUCGAGAACCCCAACCGGGUGACCAAGAAGGCCACACAAAAGCUGUCGGCCAUCAAGCUGGAGGACGGGCCACCCGGUUCCGGCGGUCCACCCAAGCCGGAGCUUUCCCGCCGCGAGCGAGAACAGAUCGAGAAGCAGAAAGCGCGCCAGCGUUACGAGAAACUCCAUGCUGCUGGUAAAACCACCGAGGCUAAGGCCGAUCUGGCCCGAUUGGCUCUCAUCCGGCAGCAGCGCGAGGAGGCGGCCGCCAAGCGGGAGGCGGAAAAGAAGGCAGCCGAUGUGGCCACCAAAAAGCCGGGUGCCAAGUAGAGAAUCCAUCCUUUAAACCUUCCCUUUCCCACACGGGGAAAAUAAAUAGAGCUCUCAAUUGUGCAACGUAUACAAGAAACGCAAUAAUCCCUUCGAAGAACAGGGCUAAAUGGCAAUUAGUUAAGCAUAAAUUAACGUAAACACACAUUCAAAAUUAUUAAAGUUUUCUAAGCCUGUCUUUUGUAACUGCAAAAUAUACAAAAAUAAACCAACUAAUUGUAAAAACGGAAA
Messenger RNA from Drosophila teissieri, 1266 nucleotides. Its product is annotated as 28 kDa heat- and acid-stable phosphoprotein. The transcript has a single exon. Bases 388 to 1035 code for a protein of 215 amino acids. The record is from RefSeq and is a predicted model, not a curated record. Gene Ontology annotation, molecular function: RNA binding. Gene Ontology annotation, cellular component: cytosol. NCBI's taxonomy places the organism in Eukaryota, Metazoa, Arthropoda, Insecta, Diptera, Drosophilidae.